AUGGCAGAAAUUGACAUUGCAGCCUUACUGACAAAAAACACGUUAGAAUUCGUUAAAGGUACUGAUGAGGUUAUAACUGCACAGAAGAAAAAAAGGGGAGCUAAUUGGUCGGCCGAAGAAGAAAUUUAUUUGAUAGAGGAAGUGUUAAAAUAUGAAGAUCAACUUUUUGGAAAAAUGAAGGGUUCGGGUGUGAGAGGAAAACAUGGGCGGGUUAAAGAUGAAACCUGGCGGGGUAUUGCUGACAUACUGAACGGGCAGUUUAAAAAUGAAAGAACGGCAGAGACGAUUUCAAAGAAAUACGAUAACAUCAAGCAGCGGGCUAAAGACAAAAUAGAUGCCCUUAAACGCCCGAAAACUGGAGGAGGUCCAGCUAAAGCACCCCUUACAGCCGCAGAGGAGUGUCUCCUUCAAGCUUUUGACGGUCGCCCUAACAUUGUAGGACUCGACGGAGGCAUUGAUUCUGAUGAGCCCGCACCUUCCAGUACCUCGCUACCCGUGCCUGAUCAUGCUGAUACGAUAAUGGAAGUCCUCACUGGACCUUCAGCUACGUGUAGCCUUGUAGAGCCUUGUGGAGACGGCAGCCGCUCACACAACAUAUUGAAAAGUUCAAAUGGACGAAAGAACAAGAAGAAUAGCAGGCGUGAUAUUAUAGAGGAAGCAGAGAGAUGUAAUCUGGAGUUGGAAAACCAGGUGUUAAAGUCCACGGCGAAAAAGUUUAAGUUAGAGAGAGAGAAGUUGAAAAGUGAAAUUAAGUAUAUACAUAUGCAGAAGGAGUAUUUAUUGCUGAAGAUAAGCAAGGAAUUUCCUGGUCAUAAUAAAACACUUUCACAGCCAUCACCAUCAUCAUCCGAUUCAGAAUGA
This is a messenger RNA of Saccostrea echinata, 861 nucleotides long. RefSeq lists its product as uncharacterized. The transcript is spliced from 5 exons. NCBI's taxonomy places the organism in Eukaryota, Metazoa, Mollusca, Bivalvia, Ostreida, Ostreidae. The record is from RefSeq and is a predicted model, not a curated record. Gene Ontology annotation, cellular component: nucleus. The coding region runs from base 1 to 861 and encodes 286 amino acids.